AUGUUCCUAACUGGACUUUCGUAUUUUCAGGACUCCCCGUUAAUACAUAUGACAGGUGAUGGAAAACAAAAUAAGAGAAUUGACAACUUGGACGGUCAGAUUUUGUACUUAGCCUACUACAUAUAUCUAUGAGUAUAGCUAUACGUUCUAAAAAGCAUGCACUCUCGUAUUGCAUUUGUCCAAACAGUAACUUAAUUAUAUACCUCGUUCUUCGGAACAUAUAAUAUGGCGCAAUAUACUGUCAUAUUUUCCAUUCUUUUUUACGCACUUUUGAGGAACAUUUGGAAAACGGUCCGAGGAAAAUUAAUUCAAGGGUCCGAGGAAAAUGCCACUUUUUCCACGUCUGCAGGCUAGUUUUUAAAUAUAAACUAAAGCAUCUGUGAUUCUCAUCUAUCAAUUCGUUUUUUUCUCCAAACUCAAAGACCACUUAAUUUCUUGCCUUUGGACCUUAUUCCCCUUAUAACUAAAAUUUCGAUCUAGACAAAAAUUUCAUCACAGCUUGAAAGAGCAUCACAAAAUUAGUAAUAUUCCAAAGUUUUGUUGCAAAAUCUUGUAAAAUGCGGAUAAUAUAGCCUUGCGAAGUUUGCCGUUUUUCAGUCAUUUUGUAUUACAAUCGGGAAAUUGACAUCCGAUUCGGGUGUUGGGGCUGCAAUUUCCCGUUUGUAAUUUAAAAUGACUGAAAAUUGCAAACUUCGCAAGGCUCUAUUUUCCUCAUUUUACAACAUUUCGCAACGAAACUUUGGAAUAUUACUAAUUUUGUGAUGUUCUUUCAAGCUGUGAUGAAAUAUUUGUCUAGACUUGCCUAGAUCAAAAUUUUGGUUAUAAGGGGAAAGGUCUAUUGAUGUUUCUUUUUCGGUAACAUUUAACAUAUUUAACUGCAAUAAUUUAACCUCUCACCGGCGAUAUCUGAUUGCAUGCAUGUACUGUACAUUCAGCACGUUUAGUUAUAAGGGACCGUUCAUUUUUUAUCAGGAGGAGGGGGCUGGUGGUUUUGGGUGCUUUCAUUGAUAAUUUCGUCUCGACCCCCCAACAGAUGCAGGGAAAUUUCCAGUGACCCCCUUUCUACUCCAAGUUUUUUUUCCAUGAUCCCCGUACAUGCAUAUGGUCUUGAACUUUUGGUCAUGCUAGGUCCUACCCAAGCGUCAUAAGAUAAGCAAUUGUAAAGCAAUAUACUUCAUUUUAUAAUAGGACAAAUCUUCAUUGUUUUUUGGCUGUUUAAUAAAGUUACCGGAAGUGACAAUUUUGUGCAUUUUGGCCAAAAGAAACAAAAUAAAACUGAUUUACAUUUUGCAUUGCCUUAAUACUCAGUGUCACGUCCAGUAGCUUUUAAUAAACAGCCAUGAAGAUGAAGCUUUUUUCUAAGAAAAUAAAUUGCGUUUUAGAAUUCACUAAAUGUCUAAAUAUCACAAAUAUGUAAAAUUCCUAAUUGUUCAUGUGUACUUUAAAUUUAUAUUGUCUACUGAUGCAUGUACUAAAACUUUACUCUGAGUUUUUAUAAAUGAAAGAGCAUGAUAGUUGAUUGCUUUGAUUUUUAUAUAUUAUAUGUAUUCAUUGAUGUUUUGGUGGCCCCCUCAAAAUGUGACCCUCCCCUCUCACAUAGCUCCCUCCUGCUGAUAAAAAAUGAACGGUCCCUAACGGUAGCAUAUUAAAUUCGAUUCAAAAUUGUAGGCGAACAAACGAGAUUUUUCCGGUCAAUUGUGUUAGAGCUCGAUCAAUUAGUAGUGUUUGUACUAUAUUCUUCGUUGCUCAUCUUGUUCACGAAGAACAACGAUCUGGCGUCGUGAUGAGUAAAAAGCGAACUUUAAACAAGGCUUAAUACGGGGACGUGACAAAAACAGCCUUAAAUUUUACACUGUCUUUUAAAAUUACAAGGAACAACUCUAGUUAAGAACGUCAACAGGCCGGACGAGGCUUCUCAAUCACAAACCGUACGCACGUGUCGUUAACCUUAAUCCUUAAACUGUAUUAUUUUUCAUACGAUAGAUAAUAGACGACAAGUUUUCUUCUGCAAUCGAAGAGGUUUUCGAGUUCCCGUCCUACAUGCAUAAGGUUGCUAAUGACGUAGUUGAUAACCAGACAUAUAGUACUGCAAUGCGUUGCCCUCGAGCGUGCGCAAAUCAAGUGCACCACAAGCGAAGAGAUAUAUACUAUUUUUGAAUAAAUACUAAAGCUUACGAUUCUGACAAACCAACAGAUUACGGAUUCACGUGGCGUAUCUAAAGCGACGCCAAACCUCGUUUGGGCACCGGCUGUUCAUAUGGAGGCGGGCUGGCCCAGUUAACCGGGAUGAUUCGUUUAAUAAAGUUCUUUCACGGCUUUAAUAAAAAUCCAAAAUGACAUUUCAAAGCUGAGCUAGCUGAGCUAGUUUGAUUCCAGUAACAGUAUAAAGAUUAAAGUUCACUCAAACGAUCGUUUAUGGUCAUGAAAACAAUUUUGUGAGAGGAUUCAUCCCGACUAGCAGGGUUGGACCACCUCAUAUAUGAACAGACCCUAAGCGUGAGAAAAAUUGAAAUCAUAUUUUUAUUUCCAGAAUCAGCCGUGUCUUCCUGGAAUGUGACAUACAAGGCAGGCGAUAUCUCGUACAACAAAUCCGAAGGAAAGCUGACAAUCAAUGUCAAAGGAUUUUACUACAUAUAUAGUCAAAUGGCUUAUUGCGGGAAAAUAGAACGUAAAGUUGGACACACCAUGUCAAUUAACGACAAUGAUGUCCUGAAAUCGGCAAUAACUGCCUAA
Paramuricea clavata is the source of this 2733-nucleotide messenger RNA. The record is from the annotation of a GenBank genome assembly. NCBI's taxonomy places the organism in Eukaryota, Metazoa, Cnidaria, Anthozoa, Malacalcyonacea, Plexauridae.